This is a messenger RNA of Ilex paraguariensis (yerba mate), 2486 nucleotides long. The record is from the annotation of a GenBank genome assembly. NCBI's taxonomy places the organism in Eukaryota, Viridiplantae, Streptophyta, Magnoliopsida, Aquifoliales, Aquifoliaceae.
GUAUCAUUUAAAGCAGUCUGGUAAACACAUCGCUACUGCUGCAGAAAACAGAGCGAAUUGUCACUCAUUAUAAAGCAGAGGUUCAUGGCAGACUUGGAAAAGCUGCUCCUGGAGGCAGCAGGAAGAACCAGUGCGACUGGGAGGAAUCGGCGUUCGCCUCCCCCAUCGAGAAGGCGACACGAAGGUUCAUAUUCUGAUGAUGGAAGCGACUCUAAGGAUGAUGAAUCAGAUGAUGAUCGUGGUUAUGCAAGCAGGAGGCCAUCAGGGUCUCAAGUUCCUUUGAAAAAGAGGUUAGACCCCACAGAAAGAGAUGAUGAUCAUAGUAGCCGGGAAGAAGGUGAUGAUGAGGAUGGUUACAAUCACGAGGGUGACAGUGAUGAUGAUUCUGUCGGUAGUGAUCUUUACAAGGAUGAAGAUGACAAGCAAAAGCUUGCACAGAUGUCGGAACUUGACAGAGAAAUGAUACUGGCUGAUCGUGCGAUGAAGAAAACUGACAGAGAGUUGCAGCAAAAAAUGAGAAGGCAGAAUGAGAAGAUGGUUCAAUCAAAAAAGGAGAGCCCACCUCGCACAGUUUCUCGUGGAGUGCGCUCCUCAGCCAGAUCUGCUGACAGGGCUGCUGCCAAGGAUGAUGCACUGAAUGAGUUACGAGCGAAACGACUGAGGCAGCAGGAUCCUGAGGCUCGCUGGAAACAGAGAGAUGCAACUAGGGGAAGUUCUGGUGGCCGGAGUUUUUCCCCAGUAAAGCGGAGAGCCUUUACAGCCGCAACUGCAAGUAGUUCCAGUAGGAGUGAAAGUGGAUCCCACAGUGAUGAUGAAGAAUCAACAGGGGAUGGUGGAAUGGCUGAUAGCGAUGAAGAAAAGACAUCACCUGAUUCUCAUGUUCCGACAUUUGAUGAUAUAAAGGAAAUCACCAUUCGGAGAUCAAAAUUGGCUAAAUGGUAUUUGGAACCUUUCUUUGAUGAAUUGAUUGUGGGCUGCUUUGUGAGGGUUGGAAUUGGGAAGUCUAAGACUGGGCCGAUCUACAGGCUCUGCAUGGUUCGGAAUGUUGAUGCCACUGACCCCGAUCGACUGUACAAGCUAGAGAACAAGUACACACACAAGUACUUGAAUGUUGUUUGGGGCAAUGAAAGCUCUGCUGCCAGGUGGCAGAUGGCUAUGAUUUCUGAUUCUCCACCUCUCAAGACGGAGUUUGACCAGUGGGUUAGGGAGGUGGAGCGUAACGGUGGCCGGAUACCAAGCAAACAGGAUGUCCUGGAAAAGAGAGAGGCGAUUCAAAAAACCAACUUAUUUGUCUACUCGGCAGCAACUGUGAAGCAGAUGUUGCAGGAGAAAAAAACUGCUACUCGGAGGCCAUUAAAUGUUGCAGCUGAAAAGGAUCGACUAAGAAGGGAGAUGGAAGUGGCUCAAAUGAAGCACGAUGAGGCAGAGGUGGACAAGAUCAAGGCAAGACUGCAGGAACUGGACGCAUCACGGCAAACCCAGGAGAAAGAUGCAAAGGCUAUUAGGCUAGCUGAGAUGAACCGAAAGAACCGGGUUGAGAAUUUCAAAAAUGCAUCAGAAUUGAAACCAGUUAACACGAGUUUGAAAGCUGGUGAGGCUGGAUAUGAUCCCUUCUCUAGGAGAUGGACUAAGUCGAGGAAUUACUAUGUUUCAAAGGCCAAUGGAGGAGAGGAGGAUGCUCCAUCAGCUAAUGGUGAUGCUACUGCUACAUUGGCGGGCACCAACAGUAAUGGAGCUGGAACCGGGGUAAUGACAGAGGCUGGCAUGGAAGCUACUGCAGUGGCCUUGGAAGCUGCAGCUGGUGCAGGAAAAUUGGUGGAUACAAGUGCUCCCGUGGAUCAAGGAACGGAGUCAAACAUGUUGCAUGAUUUUGAGCUGCCAAUCUCAUUGGCUGCACUUCAGAAGUUUGGUGGUCCCCAAGGAGCCCAGGCAGGAUUCAUGGCAAGGAAGCAGAGGAUUGAAGCAACAGUUGGAUGCCAGGUUCCAGAGAAUGAUGGGAGGAGACAUGCACUGACCCUGACAGUAGGAGACUACAAAAGGCGGAGAGGGCUGCUCUGAAAUGCCAUUACUCAAGCAGUGUGUUCUCUAGGCACCGUUACAAGGAGAGAGACGACGAGGUUCGAGUUCAAACUUUACACUCCAACAGCGGGGCCAACCGCUAACCUCCAGCCACUACUGUUGGACAAUUGAAGAAAGGAGUACUAAAGUUCUCUUGUAAUGACAAUGUAGGGGAGGUGUGACUCAAAUAAUGCUUGGAUGUUUCACUUACUUGGGUACAAAAACUUAUGGGAAACCAGAGGAGUUUAUUGCAGUGUCUAUUUAACAAUGAUCCGCUAUCUGUGAAUAGCCUUGGAUAGGGCUCGGAUAAGAACUCCUUCAAGUUUGUUUAUAUAAAUGACGAUCUCAAUUUUUAAACACAUUCGAUAAGUGAGCUGAGUUCAAGCAGUGGCUUGUUUGGCUUGUCAUCACACACAUAUAUAUAGUGC